Molecule: messenger RNA, 891 nt
Organism: Fusarium mangiferae
Lineage: Eukaryota; Fungi; Ascomycota; Sordariomycetes; Hypocreales; Nectriaceae
Exons: 1
Coding region: 1-891 (296 amino acids)
Molecular function (GO): hydrolase activity
Source: RefSeq, a predicted model, not a curated record
AUGACUUCUUCAAACUUUGCUCAACGCAUUCCUCCCGACUCUUGGGACUCACACAUGCACAUUGUCGACGUGGAGAACUACACCCUUGAUGCUUCAGCCAAAUACCGUCCCACAUCUCAUAGUCUGGACCAAGCUCUCGCCUUCGAAACCAGCGUUGGACUUCGAAACAUAGUCCUGGUUCAGCCAUCUAUCUAUGGCCUUGACAACUCGUGUCUGCUCGAUGGUCUGCGUGCCCUUGGUGCUGACCGUGGACGAGGCGUUGUUGCCAUUGACCCUCAGGUUGUUAAGGAAGAGGAAUUGCGUUCUUGGCAUGAACUGGGUGUCCGUGGAGUGAGACUCAAUAUCCUCUCGAAUGAACUUACGAUUGAUGCGGCCGAGCUGGAGCGACAACUGAUGCUUUACGCCAAUGCCGUGAGACCCUUGGGAUGGGUUGUUCAGGUCUAUGUUCCAAUGGAUAUGGUCACUCUCCUUGAACACAUCAUUCCGAAGCUCAAUGUCAAGUUCUGCAUAGACCAUCUUGGACAACCACCCCUGAACAAAUACGCAGGCGCAGACCCAUACGACAUACCAGGCUUCUCAUCCCUCAUCAACUUGCUCAAAAACGGCCAGACAUAUGUCAAGCUGUCGGCCGCGUACCGGAUGAGCACGCUCCCGGACUACAGCGAUUUGGAUCCCAUCGCUAAGGAGGUCAUUCGAGUCGCUGGAAAGACUCGUGUUGUUUUUGCAACUGACUGGCCUCACACAAGGUUUGAGGGGUUGGAUGUCAAGCCCUGGAUGGAGAGGGUGCUGAGCUGGUGCAGCGAUGAUGAGCAUCUCAAAGAGCGGCUGUUUAGAGGAAAUGCUGAAGAUUUAUGGGAUGUUCAGAGGCCAUCGGGGAAGGCAGAUCAGUGA